This is a messenger RNA of Xenopus laevis (African clawed frog), 7646 nucleotides long. It is a transcript of the gene fndc1.S, whose product is annotated as fibronectin type III domain containing 1 S homeolog. Bases 1032 to 6866 code for a protein of 1944 amino acids. The transcript is spliced from 20 exons. Lineage: Eukaryota; Metazoa; Chordata; Amphibia; Anura; Pipidae. The record is from RefSeq and is a predicted model, not a curated record.
UUCUUGUGAUUGGCUGUAAAACCAUUUGAUUUGGAGUCAAUUACAGAGAAGAUACUUCUCCCAUGACUGCUUGUAAUAUUUUAAAUUCUUUAGAUGAGUGCAGGGCAGUCUUCACUCUACCAACAACUGUAAAUCAAAUUAAUUUUCAAAUAGCUUUAAUCUGACCAAAGAUUAUACUUUCAACACUUCUUAGACAAGAUCAAUGCUCCUACAGCUUUUAACUCUCUCGUCGAAUACAACCUGCUCUAUCUGUUUGCGUGGAGUGGUGGUUAAUAUCUAAUCCAUUUCACACUUAAUCCAUUUUACACCAGCCUUUUCAAAGGAUAAUAAUUCUAGUUCGUCUUUUAUUGUGUCACAUUACAAUUUAUAGAACUUUCCGGUUUAUUGAAUGAGAAGGGACCCUUGCCAGUACAGAGCCAUGUGAUUGCGACCAUAUCUUUUAGAUCUUGAAAUAAAUCCUGCUGUCGGCAGGCUGGAAGGAAAGAUAUAUUUUUGCCAUCAUUUUCUUGUUAGACCUGUAUGCUUCACAAUGGAAAUACAUCUGAUGCAGUCUUUUAUAUCAGUUUAAAAGGGUCACCUUUCAUGCUUAUUUCUAUUUCAUGUGCAAUCCUACUGCCCAGCAACAACUACCUCCAGCAAAAAAAUAAUUAUGGUUCAGUAUUUUAUUACAUACAGUAUCCUUCUCACCUUUUUAUUCCUAGCGUCUAACACUAUGUUUAUGUACUUUUAUGGUUUUAAAAGAAAUCUGUACUUUUAGAGCCAUGAGUUACACUAGAUGGCACUGUGCAACAACUGCUACUAGCUGCAACACAUCAUUUCCUUCCUUGCAGAAGAGGUGAAGAAUCAAGUAAGAAACAACAGAUGAAAAGAGGGAAAGGUUGAGACAACUUCUGUUGGUUCUAGUUAAGGAUCGCUGUUGGAAAAGUAUCACAGGAAGAAUUUUAAGCAUCCUGGGCACGCUUCUUUCUAAUCUGGUGCUCUGUGUUUUUCAACUUCCACUCUGCUAAAUCUCUGGGCUCUUGGUGUCAGGGAUGUCUGAAAGAAGUAGAACCAACAGAACUUCUGCCUCCUUAUCAUUACUGAUCAUCAUACUUCUGGCUUUUCUCGCCUCAUCAGCUGCUGCAACAGAAAGGAAGGCCCCAAGAAGAAUAUUCCCAGUACGCCCUCGACCAGCUGGUGCAAGAUCAUCUGCUCUACAAGGAUUGGGACUAAGAACUACACAGAGAUUUCGAGGCUUUUCGCCCAGUCCUGGAGAGAGUGCAAGGAAGAUAAAUUAUGCUCCUCUUAAGCCAAGUAUUCAGAACCAAGAUAAUAAGCAACGUGCAUCUGAGUCAGUGCAUGUGGUCUCACUACCGUCAAUGAAUUCUCAGAGGAAAAGCCAGCCAGUAUAUCGGGCAGCUGUUACAAAGCUUAAAAUUCCAGAGGAAACACAUUUCGUGGAACCAAAAGAUGUCAGUGUUAGAGUCAUAUCUUCUCAGUCUGUACUUGUUUCCUGGGUAGACCCUGACUAUGAAAAGUCAAAGGUUGUCUCAAACAGGCAGUACACUGUGCGCUACAGAGAAAAGGGAGAGUCUGCUAGAUGGGAUUACAAGCAAGUGAACACAAGACGCGCUUUGGUGGACAAAUUAAAUCCUGAUGCUAUGUAUGAAUUUUCUGUCCGUAUUUCUUUAAAAGGCACUGAGGGUCAAUGGAGCUCUUCUGUUUUCCAAAGAACCCCUGAAUCUGCUCCAACAAGUGCCCCAGAAAACUUCGAUGUGGAGCCCCUAAAGGGCAAAGGAACAGUUGUAAUGGCAAAAUGGGAUGACUUAGAUGAUGCCAGUGGCAGGAUUAAAGAAUACAUUAUCUCAUAUGCUCCUGCAAUGAAACCAUUUGGAGGCAAAUCUCUGUCCUACUCUGGAAGAACUACUUCAGCCAUAAUUGAAGGCCUGCACCCUGGGGAACGUUAUAUUUUUAAAAUACGGGCAGUGAACAGAAGGGGCCAGGGCCCACAAUCUAAAGCUGUUACAGUCAUUAUGCCACUAGCAAGCACUGCAUCCAAACCUCUAUAUCCUCCAUCUCAAAGAAAGGAUGUUGAAAAACCUGAAGAAAAACAAGAUGAAGAUUCGUUAUCAACAUCUGAAGAGACAGUUAACUUAAAGUCUAAUUUUAAAACUGAUACAGAUUCUAAUGCUAAAUCAUCUCAUACAAUUGUUAGCAAAAACCCUCUAGAAACCAGCAAGAAAACUGUUGAUAAAGAAUCCAGUCCUCAAUCAACUGAAAUCACUGAGGAUACUAACCCUGCAACACCAAAGCCAAAAUUUGCACCCAUUCCUCCAAGGAGGAGAGUUCGCCCCAUUGUAAUAAGAAAACCUAUUAACUCUGGCUUAAACAAUGGAAGGAGACCUCUAAGAAAAAAUCCUAUAGAAGUAGAGCAAAAAGAGCAAGAUCAUAAACUUGUUUCUCCCACACUUUCUGUAGAUGAAGAUAAUGAAACCAAUGACCCAGAACUCGAUGAAUCAGAUAAUUAUUCCCUUUCUGAAAGAAAUCCUACAUCUAAGGUAAUCGAAAAUUUUCCUAGUGAAAGCAAGGAAGAAGAAGACCACCAGCUUCCAGAUUAUAAUGAUUCAAAGAAUGUAGUGGCCAAAAUUUCUCCAUUACAUUCUAGUUCUAAAAGGACUGAAACAAGUAGCCAUGGGAACAAAGAUGAAAGUGAACCUGGUUUAGAGAUAAAUAAAUACAUUUCAGAAUCCACCUCUACUAGUACCCCUAAAAAAGAAUUAACCUAUACAAACCAAAGAAGGCCCUUGAGCAGGUUCCCAAUUAUUCAAGGAAAUGGCAAAUCUUUCUCCAACUCAGUUAGGACACGUAACCAACCUAUUCAUUCUUCUAAAUUGCCAUUAACAAGUGUGCAUCAAACAGAGAAAGAAAUUAGUGAAAGUGAAGAAAAAACAAAAAAUGAUUUCAAUAAAAAUUCAGAAAGGACAGAUAUUAGCUAUACCCAAUCAAUCGUUCAAUUAAAGCCUCGCACUAAAAUCAUUUCUUCUCAAAAACCAGUUCCUCAUUUAAAACCCCAAACACAGCCAUCUGUCCAUGUAAACAAAACUAAAGAAUCAGCUCCUUAUAUUACACAUCGUUCUAAAAAUCCUGAUGUUGAUAUUAAUGUUGAAACAAAGGAUACAGAAAACAAAUAUUCAGAUUUUAAAGAACAUGGAUCCUCGAAAAUACCCGUCCAGAAAUCUUCAGACAUACAUACCAGUUCAAAGUUGAGUUCUGAUACUAAAUCAACUGAUAAAGAUUCUGAUCAUGCAAAUACAGAACAGACAGGGAAAGAAAAGGAAGUCUUUGUCUCUGAGCACAAAAGGUUAAAGACAACAGUACAUGAUAUUGAAAAACACAUUUUUAUAAGUACUCCUAUUCCUACUACUAUUUCUACCACCACUAUUGCUACUACCACCACCUCUUCUACAACUAAACCUCAAACUACAAGUAAAUCCUACAAACCAAAUGUAAGAGACUUUAACAAAUACACUGCAGAAAAACCCCAUACAGAUUCAGUGCCAUCCGUCAUUGGAAAAUCUGCCUUAUCAAUAUUAGAAUACUACAGAAGAAGGAGCUCCCAAGUAAAGUCAAAUGUUGGCACUAGAAUUAAUUACAGAAACAACAAAAAGGUUCAGGAUGUUGCAAGUACUACUGUGCCAACCACAACCAUGUCAACUACAGAAACUGUUCGAACAACAUUAACCUCAAAAUAUUUAGAAGAAUAUAUCCAUAGUAAAUCAAUAGAUACUAAAGGUCACCAGCCUCUUAAUGAACUUGAACUUAAUUCAAGGGUAUCUUCCACUCCCCAGACCUAUAGUGAAGUUGAUGAAAUGUCCAAUUCACCAUCUCUGAUUGGCACUAAGCAAACAAAUAAUUCACCAUCAAAAACCAAUAUUGUACAGCCCAAAUAUAAAAAAGUAAUUGUAUCUAAAGUCCCUCUCAGGGACAACAAAAAGAUUUCUACUAGUUCAAUCCUACGCCAGAAAUUUCCUAAAGAAAAUUCCUUUUCCUAUGAUCGCCAGUCAAUUGCAUCAAACAAGAAGAGUAGCAUUUCUUCUGGCACUUCCAGCCUAGAAGAAACAGAGAAAAUACCUGACAUUUCUACAAGUACAACUGAUUCCAUAUCUCCUUCAGCAUCAAGUAUUCCUUCUAUGAAAGGUUCUGCCUUGCUUUUUCCAAAUAAUACAUUAAAUAACUUUGAAUCUAAGAAUAAAGAAGAAAUAUAUCAAGUUAAUGGCAAGGACAUUAUGCCUUCUGUAGAAUCAUAUUCUUACUUACCAUCCAACAGAAAUGUUGACAUUAGAAAAACAUCCCUGGGUACAUCCCACCAGAACGUUACUAAGUCACAUUCUGGUGUUGGUUCAUUUUCCAAGCCAUAUAAAAUUUCAGACGUUGAACCAAAUAAAAAUACUCAAAACAUGGCAAAAACGGUUGCCUCUUCUCCUUUAUCCAAGGCAUUGCCUGGUUCAAAGCAAAGAGUAGGAUACAAAGUACCUAUAAGAGUUUCAGUGGAAGGUGUGAGAAGGACCAAUAAACCCAACAUUGCACCUUCAAUAGGAAAGGAUGACGCAAAGCAUAUUUCACCUUCUCUAUCAAAAGUUCAACUUUCUGCUGAAAGGAAUGAUAAUGAUUUUCGCAAAACAUCAAUAAAAACUCAGCCAACAGCAAAAGAGGAAAGCCCUACUUCAUCUUUAAAUUCACAUUCACCUGCAUUGUCUUCUUCUGUAGUACUUACAAAUGGAAACGUUAAAAGGAAUGAUUAUGAAAAGAAUGACUUUACGGAUUCCUCUUUUUCCCAAGUUCAGUCUACAAAUCUAGAAGAUGAAGAAGGCUUAAGUACCCCUUUAACACUGAAAGACGUUCCUCAAAAAUCAUCAGCAGCUUCUUCUAAUUCUAAAUAUUCUGUUGUGCAAAGAAAAACAAGCAGUACAGUAACAGUUUUGCCUACCACAAGUCACUCACAAAUUUCAAACAGAACCUCUCCAUAUCGGCUAAUUCCAUCAUUUGCUAGAAGACAAAGCUUUGGGAGACCAUUAUUAUCAACAGCUACACCUCCACGAACAACUACCCCUGGGAGCACUGCUUCUCCUACCACUUCUUUAUCAUUACGCCAAAGGAUUAUAAAUUCAAGGCUACGUUCUCCAUUACGAAGACAAUUUGGAAGACCACUUUAUAGGCAAGGUAACAAUGGAAGACCGAAACUAUCAGCAAGCGUGGACUCUUAUGGGAAUGCUCCAUCUGCUACUAAUGGACAAAGAAUCAUCCAUGGCCCUCAAGGAACAAAGUGGGUUGUUGAUCUAAAUCGAGGAUUAGUCCUCAAUCCAGAAGGUCGAUUUCUUCAGGAUUCCCAAGGAAAACCACUUCGCAUAAAGUUGGGAGGAGAUGGUCGAACCAUUGUUGAUAUGAACGGUGCUCCUAUGGUAAGCCCUGAUGGACUACCUCUCUUUGGAAAUGAUAGAUUUAGCAAACCUGUUGCCAGUGCACAAGACAAGCCAGUGCUGAGCCUGGGGGGAAGACCACUGAAGGGGCUUGAAGUACCAAGAACAACUAGAAUACCAACUACAAGACCAACAACUAUCCCCACUACCACUGCAACCACAACUACAACCACUACUACCACCACCACCACUGCUCCUACGACUACACCUGAACCAACAACUAUUGAACAAACUACAGAGGAACUCCCUAUGGCCACCUGUCCUCCUGGCACAUAUUCACAGUAUGAUGAAGAAGGAAAUGUAAUCAUGGGACCUGAUGACAAGCCUGACUGCUACAAGGAAGAUAGCUUCUCAGGACAAGAUCUGAUUGUUACCACAGAAACUCCUGAAAUUAUUACAUACCCGGUUCUUGAUGAAGAUAAUUAUUUAUUUGAGACCACGGAACCUCCCAUUAAAUUAACCACUAAACCUCCAACUCCUCCCGAGGUUCCAGAAAUUGAGUCAAUUACUUCAAACCUGGUGUCAGAAUAUGACGUUGCUGGAAAAAAGAGAUUUACUGCUCCUUAUGUGACUUACAUUAGCAAAGAUCCAUCUGCUCCUUGUUCUCUGACUGAGGCCCUGGAGCAUUUUCAAGUGGAAAAUCUGGAAGAUAUCCUACCCAAAGACCUCAGUGAGCCGAUUCUACCUCCCCAGAAAAUAUCUUACAACAUCACUGUUGUGGCAGUGGAAGGCUGCCAUUCUUUUGUCAUUCUAGACUGGGCCAAACCCAAAAAGGGGGAUUUCAUUACAGGAUAUUUAGUUUAUAGUGCAUCGUAUGAAGAUUUUCUGCGAAACAAGUGGUCGACAGGAACUGCUGGAGCCACAAGUUUUCCCGUUGAAAAUCUUAAACCCAAUACAAGAUAUUAUUUUAAAAUUCAAGCAGAAAAUCCUUAUGGUGUUGGACCAGUGAGCCCCCAUGUAUCAUUUGUUACAGAAUCAGAUAAUCCACUGCUAAUAGUAAGGCCUCCAGGAGGAGAACCAAUCUGGAUCCCAUUUGCAUUCAAGCAUGAUUCAAGCUUUUCAGGCUGCAGUGGAAAACAAUAUGUUAAACGUACUUGGUACAGAAAGUUUGUGGGUGUUGUGCUUUGCAAUUCUUUAAGAUAUAAAAUUUAUCUCAGUGAAAAUCUAAGGGAUACAUUUUAUUGCAUAGGAGACAGCUGGGGUCGAGGUGAAGAUCACUGUCAGUUUGUGGAUUCAUACAUGGAAGGAAGAACAGGACCUUUGACUUAUGUAGAGACAAUGCCUACAGUUAAUGGUUAUUACCGGCAGUAUGUUCAAGAGCCAGUGUCUUUUGGCCAAAUCGGCUUCGGAACUGCACAUAACUACGUGGGCUGGUAUGAGUGUGGAGUGCCUAUUCCAGGCAAAUGGUAACAAACAGGUGGUCACGUCAAUAAAUCCACAAUGAUUUGCACCUAUACAAGCCUGUGCCAUUCAACUGAAUGGACGGAUUUACAGCACUUUUGAAAGAAUAGGACCAAAAGAUUAAUAUAAAACUAGAUGUUUCAAACAAAAAACACUGUCAAUCUAAAUAUGUGGUGCUACAUUACUCGGACUCUGUUGUAGUGUUCAAUCAGUGAAAUCCCUUGACCACAAAAACUUGGACAAAUCCUGUAACUUGAGAGAAUGAAGGCAUGAUGUACUUGCUUCCUUGAAAGCUAAACACCAUUGUUAAAAAUCUUCCAUCUGACUUUUUCUACUUCAAUUAAAUGUCACACUCACAUGUACCUUCUUAGAAACCCUUAUAAGACAGAAGAGAAUUCCAAUGACCUUCACCUUCGCAAAGUUUUUGUGUAUAAUUACAUGUUGUGAUUUCAAAAAAAGGUAGAACUUAGCAAAAGUGUACUGUUUAGUUGAGAAAUUAGGCUACUAAUCAGGGACCUACUUUUAAAAUGAGUAAAGUUACUCAGUAAGCACUGGGAAUAUAUUUUUCAUCCUCUGUAUAUUUUCCAUCUCAGUAUUCAGUUAUUUUCUAAGAUUUGUGGCUCAAGAUUAAAGGAAUACUUUAUGACUUUACUAUCAUUUUCAGUAAUGUAUAAAACCCAAGGGGUCAUUUACAACAUAGGUAUAGUUGCAGUAAUCCACAUCAACCAAUCAGAUAUUGUGGCAGAUUCACUAAGCGUCGAAUUUGCGCUAGUGUCCGCUUCGCUCACA